AUUACCGCGCACUCGAAAGCCGAUGAAAAAAAACUGACAAUUUCUGAACUGACACGGGCUGUAGAUAUAUUAAUCUUUUUUUAAAAUGUUUUUUCUUUAGCGGGCUCUUCCGACUAAUUCAGACCAAAAUUAAGAACAGUCCGCCAUAAAUCAGAGACAGCCACAGCUCUACAUGUAGGCUACAGCUGGAGAAUGCAGGCAGGAGGGGUGGAGUUCACUGCAUUUACUUUUCAAAGCGCCUCAGUCUCAGACAGAAGAGGCUCAGUCUACAGAGUUGGGUUGAUAGGUCCUGGCAUUUGAUCCCAUGCUGAUUUAAACCAGUCGCAUCACUUCCCCUGUUACCGCUGCCUUCACUUAACUUUCCAUGCUGUUGCCCGUCCAGUGGACAGCAUUCGGGAGGUUUUUCUGGACUGGGUUCUCUCCUGCUCACUCAGCUGCCGCGGUUCGGUUCUCCACCCUCGGCUCUCCAAGUCCAACAGGACUCACUCACACGGCCACAGGAGCUGGCCCGAGUCUCCCGCGCACAUGGAGGGGGACGUAAUGGACAAGGUAGAGGCCACGGCGACGGUCUGUGACUUCGACCCCAUAAGUGGAAGCAUCCCUGCCACCAAGGUGGAGAUCACCGUGUCCUGCAGGAAUCUUUUGGACAGAGAUACUUUCUCCAAAUCGGACCCAUUGGUUGUGCUGUACACCCAGGGCGUGGAGACUAAACAGUGGCGGGAGUUUGGGAGAACGGAGGUGAUAGAUAACACACUAAACCCAGAUUUCGUCAGGAAGUACAUCCUGGACUACUUCUUUGAGGAGAAGCAGAACCUGCGCUUUGAUGUGUAUGAUAUUGACUCUAAAAGUCCAGAUUUGGCAAAACAUCCCAACGACUUUAACGACUUCCUGGGACAGGUCUACUGUACUCUGGGAGAGAUUGUGGGCUCACCUGCCAGUCGCUUGGAGAAACAACUGGUGGGCAUACCUGGGAAGACAUGUGGAACCAUUAUCCUAUCAGCUGAAGAGCUGGGAAACUGCAGAGAUUAUGCUACCAUGCAGUUCUGUGCCAACAAAUUGGAUAAAAAGGACUUCUUUGGAAAGUCAGAUCCCUUCAUGGUCUUCUAUAGAAGUAACGAGGAUGGCACCUUCACUAUCUGUCACAAGACCGAGGUGGUGAAGAACACCCUGAACCCUGUGUGGGAGCCAUUUUCCAUCCCUGUCAGAGCACUUUGCAAUGGGGAUUAUAACAGAGAUUGGGAGAGAAGUGUGGAUGUAUUAUGCACGUCCCAAAGGCAGCCGCAAUGUGCAACAGAACUGGGCACAGAUAGCAGGACAAUCAAAGUGGAGGUGUAUGACUGGGACAGAGAUGGAAGUCAUGAUUUCAUUGGUGAAUUCACCACAAGCUACAAAGAGCUAUGCAGAGGCCAAAGCCAAUUAAACGUGUAUGAGGUGGUGAAUCCAAAGAAGAAACUAAAGAAGAAGAGAUACAUCAACUCCGGCACGGUUUCCUUAUUGUCAUUCAAUGUAGAGUCUGAGCACACCUUCUUGGACUACAUUAAAGGAGGAACUCAGAUUCACUUCACAGUGGCCAUUGAUUUCACUGCAUCAAACGGAAAUCCAUCACAGUCCACUUCGCUACACUACAUGAACCCUUAUCAGAUGAAUGCCUAUGCCAUGGCUCUAAAGGCUGUGGGAGAGAUCAUUCAGGACUAUGACAGUGAUAAGAUGUUCCCUGCACUGGGAUUCGGUGCUAAGCUCCCACCUGAUGGGAGGGUGUCUCAUGAGUUUCCACUGAAUGGCAAUGUUGAGAACCCGUACUGUAAUGGUAUCGAGGGGAUUCUUGAAGCUUACCAUCAAAGCCUUAAGACGGUUCAGCUGUAUGGACCCACCAACUUCGCUCCUGUUGUUAAUCAUGUGGCAAGGUAUGCAGCAGCUGUGCAGGAUGGAUCUCAGUAUUUUGUCCUGCUCAUCAUUACAGAUGGAGUAAUAUCAGACAUGGCUCAGACCAAGGAGGCAAUAGUGAAUGGUGCAAAACUUCCGAUGUCUAUCAUUAUUGUUGGAGUUGGCCAAGCUGAGUUUGAUGCAAUGGUUGAGCUGGAUGGCGAUGAUGUCAGAAUCUCAUCAAGAGGGAAGUUGGCAGAGCGAGACAUUGUGCAGUUUGUACCAUUCAGAGACUACAUGGACCGCACAGGUAACCACGUCCUUAGCAUGGCACGCCUGGCCAAGGAUGUUCUGGCUGAAAUCCCCGAUCAGCUGAUCUCCUACAUGAAGAGCAGAGCCAUCAAACCCAACCCUGUCCCCCCACCUUACUCAUCCUGUGAGCAGCGUGAGACUGAGUCUGUUUGAUCUCUGCAUACCACAAGGCACUGCCUUGAAUGGGUCGCUUCACAGAUUAAUACAAAUGAUUCUUUGAGCACACAGUGGAGAGGCUUUGGGGCAUUUUUACUCCAAUGAAACACAAUAAAACUCCACGAUGAGUCGGAGUAGUAAGACAGCUGAAGAGGAACUUGUUGAUAAUCAGAAUGUUUCAUUCUUUGAGAGCGCUGAGAGGAGAGCAGUGCAGAGGGAAGUUUUAGGUGUUUGCUGUCAAACCUGUCAAAGUGGUGAUGUAACGAAGAGUGAGUCUGUAGGAAAGGCCUUGUUGAAGGCUUACACAUAUUAGGAUGUGCCAGUUUGUAUUUUGUUAGUGAUAUUUUUCUGGAGUUUAUGUGAUAAU
Messenger RNA from Cyprinodon tularosa, 2698 nucleotides. RefSeq names its product copine Va (gene cpne5a). Bases 526 to 2328 code for a protein of 600 amino acids. The record is from RefSeq and is a predicted model, not a curated record. Gene Ontology annotation, biological process: cellular response to calcium ion. NCBI's taxonomy places the organism in Eukaryota, Metazoa, Chordata, Actinopteri, Cyprinodontiformes, Cyprinodontidae. The transcript has 22 exons. Gene Ontology annotation, cellular component: plasma membrane. Gene Ontology annotation, molecular function: calcium-dependent phospholipid binding.